UAUGCCACGUUCUGCCGAAUGGCGACCGCCCAAAGCCCAGUUCAGUCAGGCGAGCUUCUUAUACCGAACGCACGUCGCCUUAUUCAUCUACAUUCGGAACAGUAUUAAAACUUUUCAAGUGCUCUCUUGUGGUUACUAAGUGUUUUAUGACACGAAAUGUUUCGUGACAAACGUUCGCUAUAGUGGCCAGUUUUCGUCGUAUCUACAGGAAUCAAAAUGGAGACUGACAAGAUGUCAACAGCUUCCUCCGUAGGGACAGAACGCCGGCCCUUGAUGCAAGCUCUUGUGUUGGAGCGACGCAUACUCUUUGGGUGUACCGUGUUCGUUGGGCUAUGCACAUUCGUGUGGAUUGCAGCAGUUUGCACUGAGAAAUGGGUGUAUAUAGUAAGUGAUAAUGGAAUAUAUCUACCCACAAGAGGUGAAUAUUUUAUGUGGAGUGAUUCAGGAGUAUGGCAAAUAUGUCGCUAUGUGUUCCGGCCACCGAUUGUAGUGGAUAAGAACGCCUCGACACAUUUAACAACGGCUAGACCGUUUGAUAUUACUGGAAUGCAGGGAGAAUAUUUUACGAAUUGCACAAAUUACUUGGCACAGCCUGCAAUGAAAAACGGGAAGCCUGUAGACCCUGCUUAUGAUAUUGAUGUGGCAAACUACGUCCGCACCAUGAUAUCUUUUGGUAUCAUAAGUCUAUUCGUGAUGGCGAUGGGAUGUGGCUUCUCGACUUACACGUUUAGAAAUCCGAGGUACAUGUUCAAACGCCUUGCAGCGGGAAUACAUUUUAUAAGCACGUCCUGCACUUUUGUGGUUGUUCAAGUGACCAUGUCAACAGUUGACCAUAUGAAGAAAAAUUUAAAAUAUAUUUAUCCAGAACAUGCCUACCACUACUUUCACAUCAGCUAUUUCCUAGCAUGGUUGGUGGUUCUUGUCAACUUGUUUGCUGCCGUGUCUUUCCUGUGGUACUCUCGGAAAAGAAAAGGCGACAAAGCAGCCACAGAUGAAUUAGCAAUGGCGGAUGAACCAACGAUUAUUGGUCGAUGACCACUCUCUUAUCUCUAUCAGCGACCAAUCAAGUCGAAUGCAUACUUGAAAUCUAUAUUGAAUAGUGCUCAAAUGACCAGAACAAUGAAGUCUUCCAUUUUUGUUAGUUUAAUACUUGAACCAACGGGCGGAGUUGGAAAUGUUAAGUUUUUUGGAGUUUCUCUUAACUUUGUUUAUAAUUACUAUGUGUUACUACUUUUCUCAUAUUUUGGAAUACCUACAGAAAAUUACUAAAAGUUUACUUCCAUAGUGUUCUUUUAUAUAUUAAAAUGUUUAUGUUCUCUUCCAUUUUUAUUAUUAUAAUAAACUGCCACAUCAUACAGGGUAUCUUUUUUAUGAAAGAGAAGGAUAAAAAAGCCUGCGGAUCUCCUGAUGUAAGUGAUGAUAAGUGAUUACUCUUGCCUAUGCUACCUCGCAACACCAGAGGAAUUACAGGUGGGUUGCCUUUAUAGCUUUAUAAAUCUAGCAUAAUAUAUGAAUGAUGCCUUAUAUAAUUCAGUAUCUUAUUAUUAUUAUUAAUAGCAUCAAUAUCAUAUUUUAUGAAAAUAUUAUAAAAAUCUGUCUUGUUCUAAUGUUCGAACGUCAUAAUCGCAUCAGCGAAAUAGAAUGACAACUACAGAUCUUUUUACGUUUUUAAAAAUAAUGAAUAUAAAUAUUAUAGUAGAUUCCUUAUCAUUUCAAAGAAAACGAACAAAGACAUGUUCUGCGUAAUCAAAAGUACUUAAAGUUGAUGUUGGAAUUGUUUAAUUUGAAAUUUAAGUAUUGGUUUUCUAUCAGUGAUGUAAAUUUUGUUGCUGCCUUUGCAGUCUUUAGGUUCAACUGAUUGUUUAAUUGCAUAACAGACGAAUAUCUCAUAGUUUCAAGCCGGGAGAGAAUCCAUGUCUUGAACCACCCAUCUAGAGUAUUCUCGAGCAAAAUGAACAAGUGUCAGACAUUACAAGUUGGAAGCAUAUAACCAUUAUGUUUUAUAAAUUCAGAGUUAAUAUCUAGUCACAACUGUCUUGGACAAUGGAUUUUGUCGCAAAUGUUAAGAUUUUCAAUAUCAUACAUACCCUUUUCUGAUCUGGCCUAGGUGCCAUUCUUAUAAAGAUUUUUUCAGCGUGGUUAAACUGAGUAUGGGCAUCAGGUAUAAAUUUUUAGAUCUUUUUUUCAUAAUACGAAGUUAUUGUAUUACAAAACUCGAAUUUUUAAAAGUACUUUACAUGUCAGUUGAACGUGCUAAUCUAAAGCGAUUCUAGAAUUUAAUGUUUUAUUUAAUUUUUAGUCUUUAUAUUAAGUAUGAAUACUGUUGUACAAAUAUUUAUAUAUUUUAAUGAAUAUACCUAUUAACUGAAAUUUUGAGAUUACUUAUCCCAAUAUACCUCAGUGAUUUUGUAAAAAAAUAUUUUUACUUUUAUAAAACAUUUAUGUCUAUUAUCUUUUGACUUCUGUAUCUACGACGAAAUUUUCGGAUUUUUUCAGAAACUUUUAGAAUAAACAAAAAGCAGCGAUUUCUAAAUAUUGUGUAUUCCCUUUUAUAUAACUCGAUCGUUUGCUGGUUUCGACUUAAUUGUCCUUAUUUGGCUACCUCAAUUACUGCAAAAAUUGCUUCAACGUGUAUUUACUCUUUAAAUAUCUACUACAACAUAAUUUUUUUAAUUCUAAUGUUUGUUUUAUACCUAACAUUCCGAAAUCGGUAAGUGCAAUAUGUCACUAGAUUUUUAGAUACACCAAAAUCGGAAGUGCCGUACGGCACACUACGGCCGACCAAGUUCUGACCCUUAUUUGGUUCAGAAGAGAUUUGAUUUUGUAUGGUCGUAUAGCUUGUUUCAAUAGCUUUCUUAUACAUUCACUCAAAUCAUCCUAAUAAUAAGGAAUCUAUUAAUACACUUAAAAUAAUUCGCAUUGACAGGCCGCUGUGCGCGCUCCAAAAUCGCACCGAUCUUAAGGCAUACCGCGGCACAGGGGCACUUACCGAUUUCGGAUAUUAGUAUAAUUAUUCACGUGAGUUUUGUAAUUACGUGUGAAUGGCCACUUCCAAAGCUAAAUUGAAUAUCGACAUUUCUUAAGAAGUUUUUGAGCCAACUUUGAUGAAACGUAAAAGAGUAUCUUUGGUUUAAAAAAAAACAUUUCCAGAUGGUUGAAACCGGGAUAAAUACUCAUAUAAGUUGACAUUUAUUUGUUAUUCGCUAUUCUUACUAGCUUAGAAUUUGGCCGUCCAUUCCCAAUUAAGAAGUUUACAUUGUAUAUACUAUUGUUCAUUCAAAUUCAAAUAAAAAAAAAAGUUAUAUUAUGCUUGUAUUUUGACUUAAAUUUACUUCUAAAUGUGUGUUAUUGAAAUAUAUCUUUAAAUUAUUGUAUAAUGUAUCGUUAGCCUGAACCAUGGAUAAAAAGUUAAAAGAAAAGAGUAGCGAGUGACAUGACUAGUCCUAUAUUAAUUUAUAUGAGAAGUAUUAGCAGUCCGUACUGUGAAUUUUUGCAAUUAGAAAACGAGCACUUUUUCUUUUGCCGUUACGACUCAGAAUAUAUUAUUGUUACUUAAUAAAGUGAAACUUCUAAUGCGACUUCCAACAAGGUUGCGUUAUACGUUUAACGCUACCAUCAUGGAGGGGGUAUGAAAACACCGUUGCGUUACACUCCUGGAUACGUUUAACGCUCCUGGGAUUAUUAUUAUUAUUACUAGUUGCUAGCCCAAUUAACAAACCCUCCUGGGUCUUCCGCGUCCGCUUCCUCGGGGUAACUGUUCGGGGCGAUGGCCCCUUUCAGUGAUGUCAUCGCCGCUCGCAACUACAGGCAGGGUGGGACUGGUUGGCCCGUGGUGUCAUGUCCGGUGGUAUUUUGCUGCAGUGUGAUCGAGUCCGCGUAGUGUCAUUAGUGAUCUGCAGAUUGCGGCAGGGUGGUAGGUCCAUGGUUGGCUUGCACUCGCCGCUCAGCGAGGUCAAACCCGCCGAUAGUGUACCGGUGAGCAUCCAUCAGCCAGCAGCGAAGAAGCAGUCGUGUCCUAGGAUACUAGGUCACGUGGUAGUCUUAUGUCCGGCGGUCGUCGAUGGUAUGGCGCGAUGCCACGCAGAUGCUGGGAUCGCGCUCCAUCGCCGCGUGCGAACACAGAGGUGCUCCGGCGAUGAACGAAGUUGGCCAGGCUCUCCAUGCGCAUGUCUCUGAACAUCACCUGAUUCAGUACAAAGCGUGGUGCUCCGGAGAUGGUGCGGAGUGUCAAUGACUGCUGCGCUCGCAGCGACUUGCGAUCCGUCUCACUUGUCAGCGCGAACCAGGCGGGCGCCGCGUAGGUGAGUCACGUGCAAACGUACGCCUUGAGACGCACAGCUUCAUAAGGAAAGGCAGGUGGGACGCCAGUACGGGACGGAGAAGGUUCCGGGCGGCGCGCGCCUGGGCGCGUCAAAUGAGACUUCACAUCUUAUGUCUCAAGGUGACGAGCACAGUUUUAGUACCGCUCAGAAUUUUUGGGGUUUUUUCAAGAAUCCUAAACGGCACUGCAUUGAAAUGGGCAAGGCGUAUCAAUUACCACCAGCUGAACGUCCUGCUCGUCUCGUACCUUAUUUUCAUGAAAUAAAGAAGAGAUUAUGUAUGACGCGAGUAUACCUUAAAAUAUUCUGAUUUCAUGCGCACGACGUAUUACUACAUAGACACCAGAAGAUUAUAUACAUAUAUAUUAGUGGUGAUAGUAAUGCCUUUCAUAGCGGUUGAAAUCAUGUGUCAUCCUAGCAACGCGUUCCAGGACUUCAUAUGCAGUUUAGAAGUUCAUGCACAAUGCGAGUUUCACUUCGGACAUGACGUGUACUUUGUACGCAUGCAUUUUUUUUAUAUUUGCAGUUGAUACCAUAAUUAUUCCAUCCAGUUGUUACGCCAAGCCAAAAGCUGUCCUAGUCUUCGGUAGCCAUUUACCUACGCACUGUUGGUACUUCUGUAAAAUUAGUUACAUCUUAUUAGUUUGAAUUAUUAGAAAGUAUGAUUAAUCUCGAAAAUCCCUUCUUAUUCGUCUAUUAUUUGUUCUAGGUAUAAAUAAGAUUGUUGUUACCGCUAUAUUUCGCUACAAUUCUUUUGAUAAUGUCAGCUGAUAUAUCGUUCUGGUCUAUCACCAGGGAACCAAGAUAUACAAUGAGUCAAGAGGCGCCUUACUCACUGUCUACAAAAUAAAUUUAGCGGUAUAAAUGUCCAAAAUAUUGUAUUGAAAUCACUUUAUUCUACUCUUGUAUAAUAUAUCGUUUAUAAAUAUGCAUUGUUGUUAAAUAUAUUACUUGAUUAUAAACAUGGUAUAAAAGUCAACUAUUAUAUUAUUUCA
Leptidea sinapis is the source of this 5314-nucleotide messenger RNA. RefSeq lists its product as uncharacterized. Lineage: Eukaryota; Metazoa; Arthropoda; Insecta; Lepidoptera; Pieridae. Gene Ontology annotation, cellular component: plasma membrane. The record is from RefSeq and is a predicted model, not a curated record. The transcript has 7 exons. Bases 217 to 1035 code for a protein of 272 amino acids.